GCUUCUUCUUCUCUCCUUUAGCAUAAGCCUUCUCAAACCCCUCUCUCUCUCUGUCUCUCUCUCUCUUUGUGUGUGCGUUCCUCUCUGCAUCAAUGGGGUCGGAGGGGAAGAUUAAGGGGAGCGUCCUGGUGACGGGUGGGGCGGGCUUCAUCGGCAGCCAUACCGUGCUGCAGCUUCUCAAGGAGGGAUUCUUCGUCUCGAUCAUCGACAACCUCGACAACUCCCUCGAGGAGGCUGUCCACCGCGUCCGCGUCCUGGCCGGCCCCCACCUCUCCCAAAACCUCCGUUUCCAUCUGGGAGAUAUCCGGAGCAAAGACGACCUGGAGGAGGUUUUCUCUAAGUCGAGUUAUGAUGCAGUAAUUCAUUUUGCGGGGCUAAAGGCAGUCGGUGAGAGCGUUGCAAAGCCCAGUCUUUACUAUAACAACAAUUUGAUUGGCACCCUAAAUUUGUUUGAAUUUAUGGGUAAAUAUGGUUGUAAGAAGAUGGUCUUUUCCUCAUCUGCUACUGUCUAUGGGCAACCUGAAAAAAUUCCAUGUGUCGAAGACUUUAAGCUAAAGGCGAUGAAUCCAUAUGGUCGAACUAAGCUUUUUCUGGAAGACAUAGCCCAUGAUAUUCAAAAGGCUGAUCCAGAAUGGAGAAUUAUACUUCUAAGAUACUUCAAUCCCGUCGGUGCUCAUGAAAGUGGUUUAAUUGGUGAAGAUCCCAAGGGCAUUCCAAACAAUCUUAUGCCUUAUAUUCAGCAAGUUGCUGUUGGCAGGUUACCUGUGUUGAAUGUGUAUGGCUAUGAUUAUCCGACCAAGGAUGGUAGUGCGAUUCGAGAUUAUAUACAUGUCAUGGACUUGGCUGAUGGUCAUAUAGCAGCUCUUUACAAAGUAACUACAGCAGAAAACAUCGGUUGUGUUGCAUACAAUUUGGGAACUGGGCUUGGCACAUCUGUCCUUGAAAUGGUCAAUGCAUUUGAAAAAGUAGUUGACAAGAAAAUCCCCAUCAAGUUAUGCCCCAGGAGGCUCGGCGAUGCUACAGCCGUCUAUGCUUCUACAGAGAAAGCUCAGACAGAGCUAGGCUGGAAAGCGAGAUAUGGCAUAGAGGAGAUGUGCAGAGACCAAUGGAAUUGGGCAAUCAAGAAUCCUUAUGGCUACAGGCCUCGACCUUGAUGGAUCAGAUAUGAUGGACAAUCGAUGGAUUAUCUUUUGACAAGUACCCACCACCUUCUGUUUCUUGAUAACGUCAAAUGUAAAUAUUUAGCUCAGGUUAGAUUUUGGUAAGAAGACAGUUAGCAAAC
Messenger RNA from Musa acuminata AAA Group (dessert banana), 1282 nucleotides. Its product is annotated as bifunctional UDP-glucose 4-epimerase and UDP-xylose 4-epimerase 1-like. The transcript has 9 exons. Gene Ontology annotation, molecular function: UDP-glucose 4-epimerase activity. Lineage: Eukaryota; Viridiplantae; Streptophyta; Magnoliopsida; Zingiberales; Musaceae. The record is from RefSeq and is a predicted model, not a curated record. The coding region runs from base 93 to 1154 and encodes 353 amino acids. Gene Ontology annotation, biological process: beta-D-galactose catabolic process via UDP-galactose, Leloir pathway. Gene Ontology annotation, cellular component: cytosol.